Molecule: messenger RNA, 4376 nt
Organism: Ochotona curzoniae (black-lipped pika)
Lineage: Eukaryota; Metazoa; Chordata; Mammalia; Lagomorpha; Ochotonidae
Gene: CERT1
Product: ceramide transporter 1
Exons: 16
Coding region: 94-1821 (575 amino acids)
Biological process (GO): ER to Golgi ceramide transport
Cellular component (GO): Golgi apparatus
Molecular function (GO): phosphatidylinositol-4-phosphate binding
Source: RefSeq, a predicted model, not a curated record
CUCGUGGCCUCGCCGGCCGCAGAGCGCCGUGCGCUGACGCCGGGCGCAGGCCGGGCAGCCGGGGCCGGGCUCGCGCUCCGCCGUCGCGCCUCCAUGUCGGACAACCAGAGCUGGAACUCGUCGGGCUCGGAGGAGGACCCGGAGACCGAGUCCGGGCCGCCGGUGGAGCGCUGCGGGGUCCUGAGCAAGUGGACAAACUACAUCCAUGGUUGGCAGGAUCGUUGGGUGGUUUUAAAAAACAACACUCUGAGUUACUACAAAUCCGAAGAUGAGACAGAGUAUGGCUGCAGAGGCUCCAUCUGCCUUAGCAAGGCCGUCAUCACGCCUCAUGACUUUGAUGAAUGUCGGUUUGAUAUCAGUGUAAAUGACAGUGUCUGGUAUCUCCGAGCGCAGGAUCCGGAUCACCGCCAGCAGUGGAUAGAUGCAAUCGAGCAGCACAAGACUGAGUCUGGAUACGGCUCUGAAUCCAGCUUGCGCCGACAUGGCUCGAUGGUGUCGUUGGUGUCUGGAGCUAGUGGCUAUUCUGCAACUUCCACCUCUUCAUUCAAGAAAGGCCACAGUUUACGUGAGAAAUUGGCUGAGAUGGAAACCUUCAGAGACAUCCUGUGCAGACAGGUUGAUACUCUGCAGAAGUACUUUGAUGCCUGUGCAGACGCUGUUUCCAGAGAUGAACUCCAAAGGGAUAAAGUGGUAGAAGAUGAUGAAGAUGACUUCCCUCUGACACGCUCUGAUGGAGACUUCUUGCAUAAUACUAAUGGCAAUAAAGAAAAGUUAUUUCCACAUGUCACACCAAAAGGCAUUAAUGGUAUAGACUUUAAAGGGGAAGCGAUAACGUUUAAAGCGACUACUGCUGGAAUCCUUGCUACACUUUCUCAUUGUAUUGAACUCAUGGUAAAACGUGAGGAGAGCUGGCAGAAGAGACAUGAUAAGGAAGUUGAGAAGAGAAGAAGAAUAGAGGAAGCAUACAAAAAUGCGAUGACAGAACUCAAGAAAAAAUCCCACUUUGGAGGACCGGAUUAUGAAGAAGGCCCAAACAGUCUGAUUAAUGAAGAAGAGUUCUUUGAUGCUGUUGAAGCUGCUCUUGACAGACAAGACAAAAUAGAAGAACAGGUAUAUCUUGAGAAGGUCAGAUUACAUCGGCCUACAUCCUUGCCCUCUGGAGAUGCCUUUUCUUCUGCAGGGACUCACAGAUUUGUACAAAAGGUUGAAGAGAUGGUGCAGUACCACAUGACUUACUCGUUACAGGAUGUGGGUGGAGAUGCCAAUUGGCAGCUGGUUGUAGAAGAAGGAGAAAUGAAGGUAUACAGAAGAGAAGUAGAAGAAAACGGAAUUGUUCUGGAUCCUCUGAAAGCCACCCAUGCAGUUAGAGGUGUUACAGGACAUGAGGUCUGCAAUUACUUCUGGAAUGUUGAUGUCCGCAAUGACUGGGAAACAACUAUAGAAAACUUCCAUGUUGUGGAAACACUAGCUGAUAAUGCAAUCAUCGUUUACCAGACACACAAGAGAGUGUGGCCUGCGUCUCAGCGAGAUGUGUUGUAUCUUUCUGCCAUUCGAAAGAUAGCAGCCGAGACUGAGAAUGACCCUGAAACAUGGAUAGUUUGUAAUUUUUCUGUGGAUCAUGACAGUGCUCCCCUAAACAAUCGAUGUGUCCGUGCCAAAAUAAAUAUCGCUAUGAUUUGUCAGACCUUAGUAAGCCCACCAGAGGGCAACCAGGAGAUCAGCAGGGACAACAUUCUAUGCAAGAUUACCUAUGUAGCUAAUGGGACUGAAGACGGGCUGUGUGACAUUCCAUGUUGGAGAAGAACCAAAUGGACACUCUGAGCUGGAACGUAGGACCUGCAGCCUGUCCGUGGCCUUGUGCUAAGCAGGGAGGACAUGCCCAUUUCACACUGGCUCUUUCUGGGGAGAUCUCCUUGCCUAGCGUGUAGCUAUAAAUACAUGUGAAGUUACAUGUAUAUGGCUAUAUUUUUAUUUGCUUGCUCCUAGAAGAAAAAGAAAAUUAACUUCAAGUCACAACUAGGAAUGGAUGCUUUUAUUUUUGGAAACUUUUUCAGAAUUUUUACUUUCCUAUGGUCUGGCCGAAGCUCCUCAGCUGUGUUCAGCUUUUGUGCAUGAAACAAAAGCACCAAGGUGAGUGUACAUGGGGCUGUGUUUCUGCGCCCCAGGCACUGGCUGGGCUCUGGUGAGGCCAAUGGCUCCAUGUCCAGGCACCUUCCAGGCCCUGGCUGACGCUGACAGCUCCAUGUCAAAGCACCAGCCAGGCUCUGGCUGAGGCCGACGGUCAGCUCUGUGUCCAGAUUCCUUUUUGACCCUUUUGCUUUGUACACUCAGAACCCAUUGCUGCUGAUUUCUAAAUGAUUCGUGUCGUCACAUGUCUCCCAGUAACCUGUGAUUUCACCUUUUUUAGAGUCUUAAUCCCAUGAAGAACAUCAGUUCUGAUGGAGAAAGACUCAAAGCUGUAUUCCCCAGUUGAUGUUUCUGCUGUAUUUUUAGUUGCGUACAGUGUGCCGCAGACCUGUUUCCCGUUUGUCACAAACACAGUUUUGUUCUUCCUGCCUCCAGACAGAAACUGUACCACACUAUGGGUGUGGACUAACCUGUGAUCAGUGGCUGGAUUGAAGGAGCUCAUUUCCUGACAUUUGUAAGAAUACAUGGUGUUGCUUGCUGAGCAUACAGGACUGAGUGUGACUGUGGGUGCACUGUGCCUGGGUUUAGGUGACAGAUGGGUUUGUUUCUCUUGUGGUAGGAACAGCUGCAAGGGUGUGCUGUGUCACAGGGCUACCGGCAGCAUGGCAGGGCACAUGGGCAGCCUCUAGCCACACAGGGAGGUGGGAAUGCACAAGGGUCCACAUGGGAGGCUUCCCUCCGCUGCACCUAUGGAGUGUGAAGGCCUGGGCACCUGCAGUGGGGGCAGGGGACAGUCGCCGUGGAUGUCGGGUCUGUGCCAUGUCCCACAGGAGCCUGCUCCCCUACCCUGCCCAGCUCAUGGUCUGUAGCAGCACAGAAGUCUCCUAGACUGCGUCCUGUACAUAUUCCAUGUGUGGUAAUGGAGUCUUCCUGAUACAUGCAAGGUGGUGAUUUAAUGAUGGGGUUAGUCUGAUCACUUAUUGUGCACAGUCCUGGAAGUGAAUAACUUGCAUCGGAUAUAAUGAUAUUUAUUAUUCUGUACAGAGAGAACAUACAAAACAAAUGCUUAUGUCACAUGCACGCAGAUUUCACGCUCUAAUGUUUUCUAUUUUUUUAAUUUACUUUAAAUGAUGUGCAUGGAAUAUGCCUUAUUACAGAGAAAUGUCAUUCAUAAUUUGACUACAUAGAAAAGUGCCUCUGCGGUGGUUAUGCCAGUCGGGCAAACAAGACAAGUGGUCAUGUCAGUCACUGCGCCCCAGUCAGCAUUUUAUAUUGUCAUGUUUAAAAAAGAAAAGUUUAUACCUCAAAUGUGUAUUUUAUUUUACAAUCAGCUAUGGGUGGGAUGGGAAGAUGGGAGAUGGGGUGGGCAGAGUGCAGACAGAGCCACUGCUGGGAAUCCCAGAAGCACUUUGCUCCCUGUGAAUGUUUUCAUGCCACUGCUGGUACCUCGUAAACACAAAGAAGGCCUGCCUGAGUCGAUGCUUUGUUUUAGAAUUGUGGAAAUUUACGAAGCAGCAUCCGGAUCUCAUUCUGCUUAAUUGCAUUUGGGUUAAAUAUGAUAGUCUUCUUUUGCAAUUCUGUAAAUGAAAUGAUUCUACUGGAAGUGUUUGUAGUAAAAAAGAAAAAGAGAAAGAUACAUUUUGAAAGAAAUGUGCUGGUUCUCACUGGAGUUCAUCCCACCCACUCAGGUGUGCAGGUGAUUCAGGAAUGCGGGGAUCAUGGUGGAGCCCUGACCUCUGACAGCCUCAGGCUUCCACCCCAAAUGUCUGCCAGGAUUCUCACCCAUAGACAUUCUCUUCUGCCUGGCAGGAAGGAAGCAUUCUCCUUUUUCUUUUGUGCUUUUGUGCAUUUGGAACCCAUUGGACACGUAGGGACUGUUUAUCCCUGUGAGCCUGGGACGUGGCAGGAGCAGUGUUCACACACUGUUUGGGGCCUUUUGCUCGAGCAGGGUCUGUGAAGGAGGUCGGAGAAGGCAAGGGAAGCAGGAGUGGGCUUCCCAGCUGCCUCUGUGUGGCUCCCGUGGGCUUCCAAGUUGCUUGUCCCAUCCAGCCUGUACUGGAUCCUUCUUCGUUCAACUGCAGACUCAAAGCAUAAUUGUUAAAGUACUUUGAAAGUGUGGAGUGUAACUGUUCUAAAUAGCUUUACCAUUCUGAUGAUUUUUUAAAAUAAUAAAGUGGGAUCUUCCAUGUUACAAUCAAUUAAAACCAGUAUUUAAAAGUGGAAAAGUAUUAAAAUAUUAUGGACAAAAA